AUGGGAUCCAACCUACCUUAUGCUGCGGAUGCUGAAAGUCCGUUGAAACCAGCAGAGCUCCAAGUUUUGCGGGCCCAGUACGAGAAGGAGGGGGAUUAUGUUGGAAUCCAGACGAAAUUCAACUACGCAUGGGGCUUGAUCAAAUCCCACGCUCGGGCGGACCAACAAGAGGGAGUCCGUCUUCUAUCGGAAAUCUUCCGCGCAUCCCCAGAGCGACGACGCGAAUGCCUCUACUACUUGGCUUUGGGAAACUACAAGCUCGGAAACUACGGCGAAGCACGGCGAUACAAUGAUCUUCUCCUUGAGAAGGAGCCGGGGAACCUGCAAGCUGCCAGCCUCGGCUCGCUGAUUGACGACAAGGUCUCCAAAGAGGGUCUGAUGGGCAUCGCCAUCGUGGGAGGCCUGGCUCUAGCGGCAGGAGUCGUAGGUGGUCUUAUCUUCAAGGGUGCCGCAAAGAGACGUUACUUCCUCGGAAUCUUCUCGGUAUCAGUUAGACUCUUCUUCCUUCUCGUCUCAUUCACCGUCAUGGACGACGUUGCUAUGGCUGAUGCGGGGGACCGCAUGUUCUGCCAUGCGUGUGGUGGGGUUUGGCUGAAAAAUGCUGCUAAUGGGUUGGACUGUCCUCACUGUCAGUCCGAUUUUACAGAGAUUAUUGAAAUCCCGCCCGAUACAGAAGACCCCUCCGCUCGACCCGCGAAUGACUCCCCACCCCGCGAAGAGAAUAAUCAACCCAACGUCAACCCUUGGGCCGAUCACAACCCUUGGGCGAAUGAAGAGGACCAUGGAGGAGACGACAAUGCAUGGCGGCCGGGUUUCUCACGUCGUACAUAUAGGUCCCCCGAUGGCCGGUUUACUUUCACAACUACCACAGCCACUUUAGGUGGUGGCGGCUUCCGCAUGGGACGAUCCAUGGACCAAAGACAAUUCCAGAUAGACCCGUUGAUGCCGGUGGUGCGCAGUUUGGAUACUAUUUUCCACGGGUUGGCCGACACCUACCAGCAAGGCCAGAAUCAGAAUCAAACCCAAAAUCGGAACGCCGCAGGAGAGGGAAAUGAGGCAGACGCCGACGAGAAUCGUGCGGGGAGCGAAUCGCCCGAAUUCCGUGCAACUGGCAGGCUAUUUGCGCGAGAUGCGGAUGGUCCGCAGCCGAUGGCGCCACCUUUGGGCACCCUGGGCGACAUCCUCGAACUGUUUCGUGCCGACUUUGGGGGUGGGGCAGGGGGAGGAGUGCGUGUGAUGACUGGUCCGAAUCCUCUAGCCAUGCUGUCUACUCUGCUCAACUUUGACCGACACGGAGAUGCGGUGUACUCGCAGGAGGAACUGGACCGGGUUAUCUCGCAGUUGAUCGACCAGAAUAUCAAUCGAACAGGGGCUCCCCCGGCUCCUGAAAGCGCUAUUCAGGCCCUGCCGAAGAAAAAGGUCGACGAGGAGAUGCUAGGGAGCGAUGGCAAGGCAGAGUGCUCGAUUUGCAUGGAGCAAGUCGAAUUAGGCGCGGAGGUCACAGUCUUGCCUUGCAAACACUGGUUUCAUUAUCCCUGCAUUGAAGCCUGGUUAAGCCAACAUAACACAUGUCCCCAUUGUCGCAGGGGGAUCGAUACCCGACAGGCUCAAGGAACCAGUCAGGAUCCGGUUGUCAUUAGCGACAGUCCUGAACCUUCAUCUCCUGAGCGCCGUCGUAGUAGUGGUCCAACUCAGCAUAGCGGACAGGCCCCUCCUACAUGGGGCGAACAUCCGUCGUGGAACACUACAGAAUCAAACGAGCAUAAUCAAGAACAAUCGAGUCGCAACGAAGGCAACGAACAUAACCAAGGCCAAUUCGGUCACAACGAGGGUAGCGGCAGCGGAGGGUUUACCGGGUGGGUUAGAAGUCAUUUUGGUGGCAGCUAA
Molecule: messenger RNA, 1887 nt
Organism: Aspergillus udagawae
Lineage: Eukaryota; Fungi; Ascomycota; Eurotiomycetes; Eurotiales; Aspergillaceae
Exons: 8
Coding region: 1-1887 (628 amino acids)
Biological process (GO): autophagy of mitochondrion; mitochondrial fission; peroxisome fission
Cellular component (GO): mitochondrial outer membrane; peroxisomal membrane
Molecular function (GO): protein binding
Source: RefSeq, a predicted model, not a curated record